Chiloscyllium plagiosum (whitespotted bambooshark) is the source of this 1052-nucleotide messenger RNA. RefSeq names its product calcitonin gene-related peptide-receptor component protein (gene crcp). Gene Ontology annotation, molecular function: nucleotide binding. Gene Ontology annotation, biological process: transcription initiation at RNA polymerase III promoter. Gene Ontology annotation, cellular component: RNA polymerase III complex. The record is from RefSeq and is a predicted model, not a curated record. NCBI's taxonomy places the organism in Eukaryota, Metazoa, Chordata, Chondrichthyes, Orectolobiformes, Hemiscylliidae.
ACGUGUCCGUGUGCAGCCAGUUUCUUCCUCCGGUGUGAGGGCCGGACCAAGCUGCAGCGUGUGAGCGGCUGUUAGGGCCGGAGAGCGGGGGCAGGAUGGAGGUAAAAGAUGCAAAUGCUGCAAUGCUGAGUAAUUAUGAGGUCUUUAAGCUUCUAACUGAUCUUAAAGAGCAACGGAAAGAAAGUGGAAAUAAGAAGCACAGUGCUGGUCAGCAAAAUCUUAACACAAUAAUGUAUGAGACUUUAAAGUAUUUGUCCAAAACGCCAUGCAAACAUCAGACACCAGAAAUUGUAACCACGUUUCUUAGAGCUAUGCUUCCACAAAGACUGACCAAGGCAGAAAAACUCCAGCUGCUGAAUCACAGACCACUAACUGCAGUGGAGAUACAGUUGAUGGUAGAAGAGAGUGAAGAAAGAUUAACGGAAGAACAGAUAGAAGAACUUCUACAGACAAUCAACAGCAUUUUGCCAGGGGACCCUGAUGAGCAAGCUGUAACUCAGCAGGAGGAGGAGGUGGAUAUGGUUGCUGGAGAAAAAGGAAAUCAAUAGAUAGAAAGUUAACAAAAUCCAGCCAAUACACUCCAUUUCUGUUCAGGAAAUGUUUUGAUGAUUGAUCUACCUUGGCUUUGGUAUUUAAACUCGAUUGACUGUACUUGGAUUCAACACAGUAAUGGUAAUUUCAGAUACUGUACACAUGUUUUCAAUUAUAUUCCAUACUGUACAGUGUGAGACAUAAGCUAUGACUGAUGAGUGUUUAUCUUAACCCAGAACUAAUAUUUUUACUUUUCAAAUAGUGCAAAAACCACAAUACUUAAACCUCCAUAAACUAUGAAUUUGGUUUAAAACUGACUGAAUUUGGUUUAAAACUGACUAAAUUUGUACCUUGCACACUUAUAGAUAGUUUAUGAAAAAAAAAUUUCUCGACUAGCUUACAUAGGGACAUAUGUGCAGAAUUGAGAUAGAUAUGAUUGUGCAUUUUAUAAACAUAUUGAUUCUAUAUUGGAAACUGUAACAUUAAAUAAACUGAAACAAUACAUCUGGUAUGAUAACAGA